AUGAACGUAGCUCGGGUAGAUUUUCAAAACAGGAUGGACGGAGUUAAGCAGUACAUGGCUUUUAGGAAAGUUGGAAGAGAAUUGGAAGCUCGAGUUAUACGAAAAGGUGACGUCGGCAAGGAAAUGUACAUAGUCAAAAGAGGUCGUUUACAAGUUGUAGCAGACGACGGCUAUACAGUUCUAGCCACUCUAGGCGCGGGAAGUGUUUUUGGAGAGGUCAGCGUUCUAGACAUCGUCGGCAAUCGAACUGGCAACAGACGCACAGCAAACGUGAGAUCCCUGGGGUAUUCGGAUUUAUUUUGUUUAGCUAAGGACGACCUUCUAGUCGCCUUAGCCGAUUAUCCAGAGGCAAGAGCAACGCUGAUAGAACGGGGGUGUCAAUUGCUACGUAAAGAUGGUUUACUAGACGAAGACGUGUUUAAGAGGGCUAAAGAAACUCAAAACUCUAUGGAGGAUAGCAUAAAGAAGUUGGAGAAUAAUGUGGAAAAUAUUCAGAGCCGUUUAGCCAGACUUUUAGCUGAGUUCACUGCUAGCCAGGCUAAAUUGAAGCAGAGAUUAAGCAGAGUGGAGACCAGGAACGAUAGAGGCAAAGACGACAACAUAUCCGACAGUCUAGCAGUGCCAACUGUAAGAAAAAGACUCAGAUCUUACGAAUUAAAGCGUGAGGAUUUCUCAACGUGUACUAGACAUAAGACAAUGUAA
This is a messenger RNA of Ceutorhynchus assimilis (cabbage seed weevil), 702 nucleotides long. The record is from the annotation of a GenBank genome assembly. NCBI's taxonomy places the organism in Eukaryota, Metazoa, Arthropoda, Insecta, Coleoptera, Curculionidae.